AUGAAUUCACAUGAUGACGAUAUAAAUCCAGCAGAGCCUCCACCAUCAUACGAAGAAGUAAUCAAGGAAUCAACUAGCGGCAGUUACUCAAGACCAAACCCCCCACCACCUCAACCACCACGGCCGGAGUCUUUUAGACCACCCCAGCCACCAAGACCUUCAAGUUCAUCUCAUUCGAGGCAUAACUCACCUGCACAACCAGCAGCGUCUGCACCGCAGCGACCCCCAAGGCCUGCUCAGAAUCCGAACUCGUUAUAUACCACUAACGAUCGCCUACCAUUUCACUAUCCAAAGGGAUUUCUUUGUCAGAAGUGUAGAAAUUCGGGAUAUAAGGUCAAAAAUGGGAAAGUAUGUAGAGAGUGCUGGGAUAGGUUUUACUUGAAAAACAACGCAUAUAACCCUAAUCCACAAUUACCUUUUAAGUUUCCAAAGAGAUAUAUGUGUGAAAAGUGUAAUAAUACAGGGUACAAGUUGAAAAAUGGCAGAUCAUGUCAGGAUUGUUGGGAGAGAUAUAGUCCCAGAAAUCCAUAUCAGCCGGUAUCUUCGCUGCUGUCAUUUAAUCCAUUUUCUAUCACACAGAAUGCGAUUAUGAAUUCAAUGUCUCCUUAUGGGUCGGGGCCGGGGCCAUCUUCAUUACCUCCAAUGCGGGUCAACCCCGGUGACCCAAGAAUAGGUGGUACAUUAUGUGGGAGAUGUAGAGGAACUGGUUUAAUAACGUUCUUUUUGGAUGACGAGUUAUGUCCUGUUUGCAACGGGAUUGGAAGAAUAUUGUCUGGUCCUCCCAUGCAACCUCCUGGGCCGCCUCCAGGCCAAUACCGCCCUAUGCCUCCAGGGGGACCCUUUGGACCUAACCCAUAUAUGGGAGGUAAACGCUAA
Messenger RNA from Debaryomyces hansenii CBS767, 876 nucleotides. RefSeq lists its product as uncharacterized. The transcript has a single exon. Lineage: Eukaryota; Fungi; Ascomycota; Pichiomycetes; Serinales; Debaryomycetaceae. The coding region runs from base 1 to 876 and encodes 291 amino acids. Gene Ontology annotation, cellular component: cytoplasm. The record is from RefSeq and is a predicted model, not a curated record.